Molecule: messenger RNA, 1308 nt
Organism: Gadus morhua (Atlantic cod)
Lineage: Eukaryota; Metazoa; Chordata; Actinopteri; Gadiformes; Gadidae
Product: tripartite motif-containing protein 35-like
Exons: 1
Coding region: 1-1308 (435 amino acids)
Molecular function (GO): protein binding
Source: RefSeq, a predicted model, not a curated record
AUGGCAGAGAAAAUCCCUCAGCUCAAGAAUUUCCUGACUUGCAGCGUGUGCACUGAGAUCUUCAGGGACCCGGUGUCUCUAGGCUGUCACCACAGCUUCUGUUACAGAUGUCUCCAGGACUUCUGGGCCCAAGCUAAGAACAAGAACUGUCCCGUCUGCAAGAGGAAAUCCUCAAAUGAUGCAGUCGUUAACUUUUCCAUCAAGGAGCUCGCUGACUCCUACUCUGGAAGACAGAGGUCUGACCCCUCUGAUGAGGCCCAGGUGGACAAAAGGGGGAGACACCACGAGCUGAAGCAGCAGCUGAGACCUGACCUCACGGCUCUACAGGCCAGGAGGAGGAGACACCAGGAGCUGGAGGAGGCGUAUGAGGCCAUGGUUCCUCACCUCAAGGUACAGCGGGUGAAGACCGAGAGGCGGAUCAGAGCAGAGUUUGAACAGCUUCACCGGUUCCUGAGAGAGGAAGAGGAGGCCAGAGUGGCGGCCCUGAGAGAGGAAGAGGAGCAGAAGAGGAAGAGGAUCCUCCUGGAGAGGAAGACCCUUCAGGAGCAGAUCCGGUCUCUCUCAGAGGGUCUCUCGGCUGUAGAAGCAGACCUGCAGAAGGACGGCCUGUCGUUCCUCAGCGCUUCCACGCGCUCCCGGACCAGCGCCAGAGCCCUGCUCUCCGGUUCUGAUCCCCAGCUGCUUCCUGGAGCGCUGCUGGACGAGGCCAAACACCUGGGAAACCUGGCCCACAGAGUCUGGGAGAAGAUGGGGCGGAGGACCACCUUCAGCCCCGUUACUCUGGACCCAAACACUGCAUCACGCCGGCUCUCUCUGUCUGAUGAUCUGACCAGUGUGGGACGUAGAGAUGUUAUCCAGAAGGUUCCUAACAACCCAGAGAGGUUCACUAUGUACCGUGAGGUUCUGGGCUCUGAGGGCUUCAGCUCAGGGGAACACUGCUGGGAGGUGGAGGUGGGAGACCUUCCUAUCUGGAGAAUAGGUGUUGCUAAAGAGUCAGUGGAGAGGAAUGGAAAGCGUACUGCUUCACCAGAUAAUGGAAUCUGGUGUUUACUCCACCGCAGUGGAGAGUACACUCAGGGUACUGGUAAAACCCUGACAUUGAAGCGGACUCCAGAGAGGAUCAGAGUCCAGCUGGACUAUGAUGGAGGGGAGGUGUCCUUCUACGACCCUGAAGACAUGACUCUCAUCUACACCCAUCAACACACUUUCACUGACAACAUCUUCCCUUAUUUUGGUGUUGGAGCAGCAGGUGAAGCCCGGACCAAAGAUGUUAGAGUGUGUGGUGUCUCCUCACGCACUCAGCUCUAG